Ailuropoda melanoleuca (giant panda) is the source of this 3167-nucleotide messenger RNA. It is a transcript of the gene VSTM5, whose product is annotated as V-set and transmembrane domain containing 5. Gene Ontology annotation, cellular component: axon; plasma membrane; dendrite. Gene Ontology annotation, biological process: positive regulation of excitatory synapse assembly; filopodium assembly. NCBI's taxonomy places the organism in Eukaryota, Metazoa, Chordata, Mammalia, Carnivora, Ursidae. Bases 237 to 839 code for a protein of 200 amino acids. The record is from RefSeq and is a predicted model, not a curated record. The transcript is spliced from 4 exons.
GCUUCUCAUUCUCCGUCUCUCCUCUUUCCUUCCCUCUUCUUGGGAACUGGCUCAAUCAGAGUACAACCAGCUCAUCUGCAUUUGGCCCUAGAGGACCUGCGGACUCAGGGGAGGAGGGCAGAGGCGGCCGGCGGGCGAGCGGGCGGGAGCAGCACGGUGGCGGUGACAGCGCACAGCCGGGCUGCGCCGCGCCGCUGGAAGCCCAAUGCCCGGCCCGAGCCGCCCAGGGAUUGCUAAUGAGGCCUCUGCCGAGAGGGAGUAAGAAGAACCGCCGCAUAUCCCUGGGACUCCUCGCCCUCUGCGUGGCUGCAGCCGGGUGUCUGCAAAGUCAGGGCGUGUCACUGUACAUCCCCCAGUCCGCCAUCAAUGCCACAGUGGAGGAAGACAUCCUGCUGUCGGUGGAGUACUCCUGCCAUGGCGUCCCCACCAUCGAGUGGAAGUAUACGUCCAACUGGGGGGCGCAGAAGAUCGUGGAGUGGAAGCCAGGGACUCAGGCCAACGUCUCCCAAAGCCACAAGGACAGACUCUGCACCUUUGACAACGGCUCCAUCCAGCUCUUCAGCGUGGGCGUGAGGGAUUCCGGCUACUACGUCAUCACGGUGACGGAGCGCCUGGGGAGCAGCCAGUUUGGCACCAUCGUGCUGCAUGUGUCGGAGAUCCUCUAUGAAGACCUCCACUUCGUCGCUGUCCUCCUGGCGUUUCUCGCUGCUGUGGCCGCGCUGCUGAUCAGCCUCAUGUGGGUCUGUAAUAAGUGUGCGUACAAGUUCCAGAGGAAGAGAAGACACAAGCUCAAAGAGAGCGCCACUGAGGACAUUGAGCUGCAAGACGUCGAGUGUUAGCCAGGGCCGCCCCCGUUACAUUCCUACCUCAAGAGGAAAAUGCCCUUCUUCCAACGAGAGGAGCAAACCCGGCCUUGGCCACCCAGUCCCGAAGGCACUGCGGAUGUGAACAACAUCGACUGCGUGGCGUCGAGGGCCCUGGAUUGGACAGUCAGCUUCUAGCGCUCGCAAGGAGUUCGAGGCGGCCUGGCUGCUUGCUCCCCACGCUCCGGGCCGAGGCCAGAGCGUGUCCAGACUGACUGUGCCGCCAGCCCCAGGCGAGCGCUCGCGCUCUUUCCCGCCCAGCUUGUCCCUCCCACCUCUGCCGUGGCAGCUGCCGUGAGAAGCUCCACGCUCCUCCUGCCGCGCAGGGGUGGAGGCGGCGAGGCUGCUGGGGGCCCUGGUGGGGUGCUCGGGGCGGGAGCGGGCCCUGGGCCGGAAGCUUUAGGGAAAGGAGACUCACUCGUGCCUGAGGGACCAGCACUGGACACAGGAAGAGAGAGAAGAUUGCCUUUGUCUUCCUGUCUUGCUCCAGCAUUAACUGGAUUUCCCCUCCUAUGGCCCCAGCUUAGCUAGUGGGAGGAACCCACAUGGUCAUCGCCACUGUGGGCAGCAGCUGGUGUCCACAUGGCUUCCUGACAAGUGGGUGAUGCUACCUGUGUGAAAGCGAGCCGCCCGGGGGUGGUGUGACCAGAACAUGAGCUGAGGCCUGGAUAUCUGCCCCUCAGUCACCAACACCUUGUCUCCAGUCAGGCCCCUGCGCUCUCCCAAGUGGGCUUAGGAACGCUCGGCGCUCACCUCCCGCACAGGCAGGGUAUCCCGGGAAGCCCACGGUAUGCCCAGAGCUCAGCAAACAGUUGAAGGAAAGCAUGAGGAUUCUUCAAGGAUCUGGAAAGCAAUAACCGCUCUACGGAGCGCUGCCAAGUGAGAAAAGGCUCUGGGGUCUUGGGGCUCCAGGUGAAAUGAGGGACUGGAUCACAACUGGUCUUGGCUCUCAUUCUCUCAGCUUGUUAGUCACCAUGUUUACUUGAAAGUGUCUCCAUCCCGCCUUCCAUUUGGCAAGCUUUAAAGUAGGCAUGAAUUUAUUUUCCAUUCUCCUUUCUCUCUCCAACAUUCUUAGCUACAGACCAAAGGCACCCCCAGUUAUGGGGGAGGCCGAGGUCAGGAGCUAAGUCCGCAGCCUCCAACUGCAAAUUCACCCACACAGACAUGAAGGAAAGCUAUAACGUUCCCUUCUCUUCCUUAAGUCCCCAGUCUCUACAUCUCUUCUACUUGCCAUGUGGCAAAUCAGAAUUUGCCUGAAGAAGUUGGUAAGAGGCCUUUCUCUAAAUAAUCCAAGAUUACAAGAAGAGAUCUUCUGGAGUAGUCUGACAGGAGCUCUGUGACCUUCCAGAAGGACUCUAAAGGCACUACUCUUUUCAAAAAGCAAGAGAGCAGAUGGUCCACACAACUGAUUUGUAGCCGGAGCACCUGCCACAGAGAAGGUUCUCACCCUCGGACCACCUCCUGUACACACGUGUCCUUUCCCCAGGCAGCAGUCCCAGGAGCCAGGACCCCGUGCCACGAGGAAGCAGGGUGGGAGUGUCAGAACAAAGAGGGUCAAGGGUCAUCUGAUUACCUCUUUCUCCUCUUUCACACAGAAGGCCCAUCAGCAGGAAACCGGUUUGGAUCUGGGUGGCUGCUGGAGUCUGUGUGUCUUUUACAUUCCCUGCUUUCCAGAACUGAACUUUUCAGCUUGUCAGAAGUCAGGGGUGGUCGUCUUCAGAAUAGAAGAAGAAAGGGAGGGGCGCCUAGCUGGCUCAGGAGGCAGACCACACUGAUUCUUGAUCUCAGGGUUAAGUUCGAGCCCCACGUUGGCUGCAGAUAUUACUUAAAAAUGAAAGCUUGAAAAAGCAAUGGAAAAGCAUACCCAGGGCUAGUCCUCCGUGGGCAAACCCAAAUGUAAAAUAAACUGCCCCCCAAGACUCAUGAAUAAGUUAGCCCCCCGGCUUUCCGUUUCUUUAUUUUGCACUUUUAAAGCUCCCUCCAUCCUGAACAUUCUUAUGGGAGGUGUUUGAUUCCAGAGUCUGAAGGGUUUUUUUUGCCUAUUUUACAAAAAAAAUUCUAUGUUCUAGAGGGUGGCCACUGGAAGUGUUAAGCUAUAAGUUAUGUUUUAAGCUGUGAAAAAAAUUAUUUUAAAGAAUGAAAUAAAGCCUGGAAAUAAAGGCCCGGUCCUUCGUGCGAGCCCACUCCUGCCAAGCACUCAGAGGCCCCGGCUGAGGUUUCCAUCAGCCGCGGGCAUAAGCAAACCCCUUAGGCCCAGCCCCCGGACUGGCACAUUUUUUAAAUGACAAGGGAAUAGUACCAUCG